AUGAACCCUCUAGUGUACAAUAAAAGAGCAAGAUAUGAAGACAUGGAAAGAAGUGAAAGAAAUAUUGAUUUUGAAACUACAUCAAACCAACAAACUGGACCCAUGGAAGCAAUGGGCAGUCAGACCAACUCGCCUGUUUGGAAAGGAGCCCCAAUUUCUGACGAUGAGGUUGCUUUUAGCAAUGAGUCGAAUGGUGAAAGCAGUGAUGGUGAUGAAAAUGACAAUGAUGAAGAAAGGGACGGUGGUGAAGAAAGUGAAGACGAUGAAGAGAAUAUUGUUGAGAUUGAAGUCAAAGAAUUCAAUAUUGAAGAUUCUUUUGCUACCCCAAAUAUGCCUGAAAGUCCAGUACACAGGUUCAUUGCUACUUUUGUGGUAAUAUUUGCUUCCUGCUAUGUGAUCAAUAAGGGUACUGUUGUCUUGAUUGAGAUUAUCAACAAGCUCUUGUCAAUUUACAAGCAGGAUUUCUAA
Molecule: messenger RNA, 468 nt
Organism: Phycomyces blakesleeanus NRRL 1555(-)
Lineage: Eukaryota; Fungi; Mucoromycota; Mucoromycetes; Mucorales; Phycomycetaceae
Exons: 4
Coding region: 1-468 (155 amino acids)
Source: RefSeq, a predicted model, not a curated record